Messenger RNA from Mucor velutinosus, 867 nucleotides. Its product is annotated as non-histone protein. Gene Ontology annotation, molecular function: soluble NSF attachment protein activity; syntaxin binding. The transcript has 4 exons. Gene Ontology annotation, cellular component: SNARE complex; vacuolar membrane. NCBI's taxonomy places the organism in Eukaryota, Fungi, Mucoromycota, Mucoromycetes, Mucorales, Mucoraceae. The record is from RefSeq and is a predicted model, not a curated record. Gene Ontology annotation, biological process: SNARE complex disassembly; intracellular protein transport. Bases 1 to 867 code for a protein of 288 amino acids.
AUGUCCUCUGAGCAACAAGCAAGAGAUUUAAUCAACCAAGCGCAAAAGAAGCUUAACUCUUGGUCCUUUUUUGGUCCAUCUAACAAAUACGAAGAUGCAGCUGAACUCUAUGAAAAGGCCGGAAAUAUGUUCAAGCUCGCUCAACAAUGGAAUAAUGCUGGCGAUGCCUUUAUCGAAGCUGCCAAGUUAUUUCAAAAGGGUAACAGUGCCAAAUUUGAAGGAUCUAGAGCAUAUGAAAAUGCCUCUAAAAGUUAUAAGCGAAGUGACCCAGCAGCUGCUGUGAAUGCUUUGCGUGAGGCUGUUGUGCUUGAUCAAGAAGGUGGUAAUUUCAGAGCUGCUGCUAGACAUUAUCAAGAUAUUGCAGAAUUAUGUGAAUCCAGUGAACUCGAUCGUCCCAAAGAAGCAUACGAAGCCUAUGGAAAAGCAGCUGAACUCUAUAAUGCUGACGACUCUCCUGCUCUCUCCAACAAGUGCUUACUCAAAGUAGCUCAAAUUGCAGCCGAUUUGGAAAUGUAUGAUGUUGCCAUUGAGAAGUACGAGCAGGUUGCGGCAGCUUCGAUUGAUGAUCCACUAUUGAAAUGGUCAUUGAAGGAUUAUUGCUUUAAAGCAGGCUUAUGUCAUUUAUGCACUGGAGAUAUGGUCAAGACAAGUCAAGCAUUGGCUACGUACUGUAAUAUGGACAUGUCAUUCGAAUCAACUCGUGAAUAUGGCUUAUUGAAGGGGAUCAUUGACUGCAUUGACCAAGGAGAUAUCGACCACUUCACUCAAUUAGUGUACGAUUAUGACAAGUUGACCAGAUUAGAUGCAUGGAAGACAGCAGUGUUAUUAAAGAUUAAAAAAGGCAUGGAUUCUGAUGAAUUACGUUAA